This is a messenger RNA of Pseudomyrmex gracilis, 2894 nucleotides long. Its product is annotated as protein FAM98B. The record is from RefSeq and is a predicted model, not a curated record. The transcript is spliced from 5 exons. The coding region runs from base 603 to 2204 and encodes 533 amino acids. Lineage: Eukaryota; Metazoa; Arthropoda; Insecta; Hymenoptera; Formicidae. Gene Ontology annotation, cellular component: tRNA-splicing ligase complex.
UCCAUAUAUUUUGUUGCUUGUUGCAUUUUAUUUGCAUAUCUUGUUUGCAAUUAAGUCAUAAAAUUUUGCUCCGAUAAUUACUACGCUACCAGAGAGAAAAUGGAGAGCGGCCAUUUAAAAAACCGUAAUAGCUUUUCCGCUCUGUAAGCCAGAGCUCUGUGUCUGCGGGUGGUGCACAUUGGCAACUACGUAGCCAUGUCGAUUUGUCGGUGCGAUUCUCUGAUCGAAUCAUUCGCUUGGCAUGAUGCUUUGGAAACAGCCUUAAAGAAUUAGGAACUGCGUUCCUUUAAUUUUGCAAUUAAAACCAGCCUUGAUUCGUCUUCUUUUUUGUGCAAUUUAAUCCAUAUUAGACGUGAAGACUGAAACACUACCGGUACCGGUUUCACGAUCGUCAGUAUUGUAUUGGUUUGUAUUACUGGAGUACCGUGAAGAACCGAGUUGAUAACGAAACUACAACGUACCGUGACGAAGGGUCUGCAGUCGAUUUUGCAUUGCCAUCAAAAUCUCGAAAUAAAUUACACAGACAUCUGUCUUGUGGUUGCACAUUUUUGCUCAAUACCAGCUAAAUUUCAUCAUUCGGAGCUGAAGAGACAAAAUCGACCAUGGAGGAGAAAUUGUUGCAUAUGCUCGAGGAUGUUGGAUAUACAGGACCAAUGCUAGAGGAAGAAAAGCUGAGAGAAGCUUUAAAACUUGGUGCAAAAUCAACAGAUUUUACUAGUCUUGUAGCUUGGUUUGCUGACCAACUGGCGACAUUUAUUGACAUUGAUGAGACUGUUCAUGCUACAACCAGUGCAGAUGAUGCUAGUUCCUUUCUCUUAGAGUUAAGUUUCUUUCUUAAAGAAUUAGGAUGUAUAAAUGAGAAACUAAUGACUGGACAUGUAAAUCAAAGACUAGCCAAUGAGUCUGAAAGAGCUAUUCUGAUAGAAUUCUUAGCAGCUGAACUUAUGUCUUGUAAAUUAUUAGAGGUGAAAUGUCCUAAAGAAGAAAAGCAAUUGGAAGUAACUAUUGAUGAAAGUGACACAGCAAGGGACUUGAAAAAUAUGCUGGUGACAUUGAAAUUUCAAAAACCACCAGAUAAUAUUUCACCUGAAAUGUUGUUCUCAAAAUUAGAAUCUAAAUUACAAGAAGUAUUAAAGACUGUACCAUCCGAGCAUCUAGGUAAACCACUUAUAGACGUUGAGCUUUCUGUUAACCAAUGGAAGGAAUUAGGUGAACUGCAGGAGGAACUGCACAAGGAAUACACAAUUCGUCGUGACACGUUGCUCAAGCGUCUUGAUGUCACAGUUCAAUCAUUCCUGUGGUCGGACAGAAUAAAACCGCAGGAAACUCAAGUUAACACUAAAUACGAGGAGAGAAGAAAAAUUUUGAAUAAAGAACCGAAAGUAACAAUGGCUGAUUUGCUAGCGGCGAGAGACGAUCUUGCGGUGAUUGAGAAGACGAGUAGUGUUAAUGUUCGCAAAAACACACGAAGCAAGAUCAACAGCGUCAUUAUAGGAGCGGUGCCGGACAGAGGUGGUAGACCUUACGAGCAAGAACCACCUCCACCAGAGAUGCCUCCAUGGCAAAAGGAUCGGGUCCAAGGGCCACAAUCGUCCGGGAGCAAUCGAGGAGGUGGAAGAGGUGGUAAUGUUAGAGGAGGUGGUGGUGGUGGUGGUAGGGGAGGUGGUAGUGGCGGUUAUCGCGAUCAUAAAGACGCUACCAGUAAUUUCGGUCAAAAUAUAGACUAUCAGCAGCCCCAAUAUUCCGGACAAGGCCACAGAGAUUGUUAUCCGGAUCACAGAGACUCGGGAGGAUAUCAAAGAGGCGGGGGUAGUAGUGGUGGUGGUGGUUAUAAGGGAGAUUCCGGCAGAAGUUACGGUCAAAAUUACAAUCAGAAUCAAGGUCAAAGCUACGGACACAAUCAGGGUCAAAGCUACGGGCAGAACCAAGGUUACGGACAGAAAUAUCAAAAUCAGGGACAGAAUUACGGUCAAAAUUACAACUAUCAACAGUCGCAAUAUUCCGGCCAAAGAGAUUCUUACGGAGGUGGUGGAGGCGAAAGAAACACAUCACACGAUAAUUAUUAUCAGGACAGGAGAGAUGGCGGAGGAAAGGGGGGAAGAGGAGGAAGGGUUCAAGGUGGAUGGAAUCAGGGAGGCAAUAAUUCCAACACCAAUAACUAUCAGCGUGGCGGUUAUAACCGAGGCAGAGGUCGACAAUACUGAAGCUAGUUUGCAUGUAUUUUUAGUGAUAAGUGAGACUUUUAACGCAGGAAGCUAUACUGAUAUUAAUGUAGCCAUGGUGAUAGUAAUGUAAUUACUAUUCUUACGCUUAUAUUAUUAUACUCACAUGUAACACAAUUAAAUGCAACUGUGGUCUCAAAAUAUUCGAGUCUGGUAUAUCUUUAAGGAAGAAAACGAUCUUGAAAUUACGUAAUAUUCCUAGAUUUACAAAGUUAGUUAACUUUUUGCAAAAGUUCUAACGUUGAGCACCACUCCAAUAAGAUAGUAAAAUUGUUAUUUAUUGUGCUCUCUCGCGAGCACGUUUUGUAAUGCCAAGCUUUUGCUUUUUGUCUUUUAAUUGAAACACAAAUUUGUAUCGCGUACAUACAAUGUAGGUAUACAAUGCAAUUCUGCGUUUUCAAUAGCAGGUUGCAGAUUGAACAAAGAUACAAAUUUACAUGUAAAUAUAUAACUUGUUCAACCAAAAGCGAUCAAAAUUUAAUAUAUAUAAAGCGAGAUGUGAAGACUGUAAAUCUCAAGUUACGAAAAAUUUAUACUAGAUUGUGUGCAUUACAUGUAUGUAAACAUCUCAUGAAUGUGUAACAUAAUAAUUCUACGCAUAAUAUAUAUAAACUCGCACGAUUAUUAUAUUCCCAUCAUGAAAACCAGAGAUGAUAAUAAAGACGCUUGUAA